AUGAGGGAACCCUACCAGGCGCAAGGGCGUCCGCCACGACCUCCAGUCGACGCCGGAUCCAACUACUCCCACUCACCACCCUACAUGACUCCAACACACAUUUCCCCACCGCAAGGCCAAUCGCCCUACGCUAAUGCGCGUGGUGGCUGGGGUGGGCAGCAGCACUAUGGAAGCCAGCAAGGUUCUCCUAUGCAUGGCUACUCCCCUAAUCAAUCACCAUACCCACAUAAUUACUCCCCAGGCACGCCUCAGGUUGGGUACUAUCCCGGUCAACCGUACCCCCCUCAGCAACCAGUACAGCCUGGCUUCCAAAACCCUCCCUACCGAGGUGGACAUACUGGUGGCUAUCGUGGCAAUCAUUAUGCCACUCCUGACAGACGCUACCCUACCCCAACUCAGAGUUUCCCGCCGGCUCAGUCUGCACGCAGCGGAAGCCGGGGACAAUUCAGCAAUCUAUCAUGGACACCUUCGACUGGGACGAGAGGAGGCCGCCCAGCAGUCGACAACAAGGUCCGUUCUACCGUUGCACAAACUGGCCAAACUGUUACACCCGUAACCCCUCAGCCGAUCCCAGACUCUUCCGUGGCAGGAGAUGACGAGGAAGACAAUCCUUUUAGACCAUCAAAAGACCUCAGGGUAGAAGAUGAAGUCGCUAAAGAAGAGAAAAAUAUGCCACCACCAGACAAACCCAAUACCGCGAUAUCGCCUCAGACUGGACCGAAGUUUGGGUUCUCGUUAAAAACAAAGGUUCCACUUCCGCCUGCCGUUAUCGCAGCGUCAAGGCCGGAACUUCCAGAUAAACUUCGGUCCGAGUCUAUCCUCGACUCGAAAGCCAAACCCGCUCCUCCACAUUCCUCCAGGUCUUCUGACACCAGGGUCGACCGCGAACGAGAUCGAGAUCGAGAACGGGAUCGUGACCGAGACCGAGACAGGGAGCGAGAUCGAGAUCGACGAUAUGAUAGGGAUCAUGAUACUCGAUACGAGGCGAAGGACUAUCGGGAUUCGCGAGACGUACGGGACUCCCGGGAUUCAAGGGACCGAGAUUAUCGAGAUUCAAGAGACAGGGACCUACGAGACUCA
Molecule: messenger RNA, 1080 nt
Organism: Mytilinidion resinicola
Lineage: Eukaryota; Fungi; Ascomycota; Dothideomycetes; Mytilinidiales; Mytilinidiaceae
Exons: 3
Source: RefSeq, a predicted model, not a curated record